Molecule: messenger RNA, 4482 nt
Organism: Diatraea saccharalis (sugarcane borer)
Lineage: Eukaryota; Metazoa; Arthropoda; Insecta; Lepidoptera; Crambidae
Source: the annotation of a GenBank genome assembly
GAUAUUAAUCACAGCUCUGCGCUAUUCCAUUUCUGUAUAUUGUUAGUACCGAAUAUUUGUCAAAAUAAAAUACAGUCAAACAAACGAAUGUGAACAUGGAUUCUACAGAUGAAUUCGAAAAUUCUUUUAAUAAAUAUGAGCAUGAUAAAUUCUUACCAAAUGCAUCAAGAAAUGUUUUGCAUCAUAAUACAAAUAUUGUGCAUAAAUUGUUCAACAGAGAGGUAAGUUCACAGUUAAAAUGUUUACAAUAAUUAUAGAUCUGUGGGUUACAUUUAAUUAUUUUUAUUUACCUACUAUAUUAUAAUAGUAAUUGUACAAUUUUAAAGACUAUAUCUAUAUAAAGUUCUGUUAUAUCUUAUACCUACACGUAGGUAAUUCUCUGCAUCUAUUAAGUUAGCAACACAAAAAUAUCAUUAAUUUUCAAAAAUGUCGAAAUAAAGUGGGUGUUAAAUAGGCAUAACGGGAAACAAAAAUGUUAAUUUUUAGUAUUAAUAAUUAUAAAUAGUUAUUAAUUUAAUGACCUCCCAGAACAAUCUUAAAACAUAAAGAUUUAUAUCUUUACAUUUUGAACUGACCUUUAUGUAUUUUUUUUUGUCAAUAGGUAUUUGGAUGCACCUCUAGGAAGCAAUAUGAAAGGAGCAAAAAGGUGUUUGACAGGAUACCACCAAGACUGCGAUUCUGCCUCAUGGACAUUGUACCAAUGUCAUAUCUUAGAGAACAUGUGUUUAUGGGCUUCUCACAGUGUGGACAGUUCCUUCUGAGCUUUACAUACAGUUGCAAUACACAAGUGUACUUCAGAGAGAGUUCUAAGUUUACACUUCAUUUUUUACUAUGGGUGCCUGGUCGUGUGGUUAAGCCAGUUCACAGCAUACCUUUGUUUGGGGAUGACUGUGUUGACAGUAAGGUGACCAUAUCCAUGGCGCAAUGGAAACAUAAUCCUGGCGUCAUUGUCGUCUAUGGUAUUGCAGACUCAUGUUCCGAACGAUCAUACCUCAGCGUUAUUGGAGUACCUCGUUUAGGAUGUAAAAAAUGCGCGGCUAAUUCUAGAGAUGAAGAUGAUCUCAAUUGGGGCAAGAGAUGUUUAGAGCACAACUUUGCUAUUCACACAAAGUUUUUCUGUACCUCUGACUCUAGUAUGUACGAACCAGUUGUACAGCUAGCCUAUUCCAACCAAAUUAUAAUCUACACAGACUUCAUUCACAUAUUAGAGAUAGACUUUGUUAAACCAGACCAAGAGAGAAAUGAACUAAUAGAAGAUAACAAAUUCUCAUUAGAUAGAGAAGAAACAAAUUCAAUGGACACUAAUCCGAGCACACCGGGGUCUGACGUGUCUGCCCCUUUCCAAUCACCAAAAUAUCAAAAUAACGUCGUCCAAAACAUCCUAGCUGAUUUCUCCGAUUUAGAGGUAGAACCGUAUCAAAUGUCAAGACCGGUGUUGUUGCCCGAUAUGAUGGGACAAGAGCUAUGCAUACAAGCGUCGUCGAUAUCGCACAAUUUGGUCGAAGAGUGGGAAGGACCAUCGCCUUCCAUAAGGACGUUAAUCAGCCCUCCGCUCCGGUCACCGCGACGAAGGCCGGCAGAGAGCAUGUCCCGAUUCAACGAGACUCAUAGAAUUAAUGCCGAGAAAGCAUAUGAAUUUGUCGAGGAAACAGAAACGAAAUGCGAGAAACUCAGUAUGUUUCGGAGAAGGCGAUUAGCUGAUAAGAAAUAUGAAUUCUCUGAGGAUAACAACGAGAAUAUAGUCCCGUACAGGGUAUUAAGGAGUAAUAGAAAGUAUUUUAUAGGUUCCACUAGUAAGAGUCAACCUCGACGUCCGAAGUCCCCUCCAGUUGAGUGCGUGGUCCUCAGAGCUCACAAUCAAAUAAGUAGACCACCAUCACCGACCACUAGCUCGUAUAUGAAAUCUUCUAGCUUAUCUUUAGAUUCUGAUAGAAACAGCGAGUCAGAGUACAGAGUAAUGGAGAUGCUGGAUGAUGGCUCACUUAAAACUGUAGCUGUUCAUGAUAACACCUCUAAGACUCUCUCCGAUUGCCCGGUCAGCCCUCAAGAUCCCUAUUUGGUACAUUCUGGUAAUUCCAAAUGUAGUAAAUUUUUCACAAGAUAUUUUGUGGAAAGUGACGACGAAAUAACAUCAAUACUAACAGAUUCCGAAGACGACUGUAUGUCCGGGUACCACGUGGCGUUACACCUGACCGCGCACGGGGCGGGCUACGCGCCGCUGCAGGCGGUGAGCGCGGGCGCGUGGGAGCGAGUGCGCUGCACCGCGCCCCCACCCCCUCCCCCUCCCCCGCCCUCGCCCUCGCUCACUGUGCGCGCGCGCCAACGGUCACUCGACACCGAGCUGCUGUGCAACGAGGUCUGCGGCCGCCUAUGCAAGAUCAACGGCAACAAGUUCAUAUACUGCUUCGACUGGGGCUGCCAUGUCAUAGACGUCUGCCAGUCGAGCGGUUGCCUCUCCGGGUUAUGCGCGAUGUGGUUGUGGGCGAGCGUGGAGGCGGGCGCGGAGGCGGAGGCGGGGGCGGGGGAGUGUGACGCGUGCAAGGACGCCAGUGCCGGGUGCCUCGCGCACAGGCGACAGUACGCUGCAGAGUGUCUGUUUGUAUGGGAUCUUGUCAGCGGAGUGUACAGAACUGAAAGAGCUUCCAUGACUGAGGAUAACAGCCAGGAAGGUUCUCGAGGGAAAUCCCUAAAGAGACUGACUGAUGUAGACAACUGCAUUGAGAUCACGAAGAACCAUCCAGACAGCUCCGAAUCGGAGUCGUCGUCCGAGGAGGACAGUGAUUUUGACUGAUUUUAGAGUAGAAAUAUAUCAGUUAAUACUUUUUCAAGUUGCUGUGAGUCGUAUGUUAAUGUUAUUUAAGUCAAUGUCAAAGCAGCUGUUUUCUUUCUCCUGAAAUAGCUCACAACAGACAUUGCAGUCAACGGUCUUUUCACGAGACAAUUUAGAUAUCUCCAGUUGUUUGAAUGAAUUGAAUUUCUUUAAUGAUUUACUUCUAAAUAUAGCAAUAAAGCUAGAGAAACUGUAAAUAGGUAAUUGCUUUAUUAAAAUGAUUUCUGAUUAGAAUCUACUACUCUGUGUUCGAUAGUUAUCAGCACAAUCUAUACAAUAUAUGAAAAUGGUAAAGUUCAUCAAAAUGUGCAACGAACUCGGGGCUGAUGUGUAUUGUCUUUUGUUACACCGAAUCUAGGAAACCUAGUCACCAUAACUAUAGAAUAAACACUAAAGGUAUUCAGGUUUUUGUUAAUUUUAUAAUUAUUCUACUUGUCUCAAUGUAGAGAGAAGAAUCUGUUCGUCACCCUGUGUAAAUAUUGUAUGUAGUGUUAUUUGUAUUUUCAAAAGGUGCUUUUUAUAAAAAUCUCUGCUUUUAUUUCUAAUAUCAAAAUAUAUCUCAUUUUGUGAUUUAAAUCUUUGUGUCUAUAAUUUUUGGACAAUCGGGAAUAUUCUGUAAGUAACCAGAUUUCAAAAUUAUUAAAAACAUAAUUAACACAUAAAACAUUUGACAAAUUAUAAUAGUCCCUGUUAUUGGAUGUUAUUAUUUUUUACAAACAAGAUUUUUAUUGUAAAUUUUGAUUAAUAUUCUCAUCAUUUAUAUGUUAUAAGAAUAUUUACCUGAUGUACUUUUUUAAAACGUAAUCACAUGGAUGAUAUUAAUUAGUGUUAGUGAAUAUUUAUGAAAAGAUUUUUGUAUAAACCAAAUUUUGGUGCAAUCUAACUUGCACAACUUUUAGGGUCACCUAUCUUAUCUUCAUAUUACAUCAUAAACUAAGGAAAGUUGGUGGUAAAAUUUAUAUUCUAUACAAUCAUUAACAUGAGGUUAAAUAACAUUUAUUGUUAUCAGCUAUAGAGUUCAAAAUGCAGAAGUUUAGAUCAUUGUAAUAACUGUGACCAGAAUACUUGAUCACACAUAUUUUCAAAUAUUGAAAAUAUGAAGUAUAAUAUUUCAAAUUAUCUAUGCUCAUUGUAUUGGUUGUGAUCAUUUGGAUGUAGAUUUGUUAAGUGAAGUGCCUGUGAGCGUUUAUAACUUGACUUGAAGGUAUUUAACCUUGAUCUCUAAGCAAGUUAUUCUGAUAAGACUAAUUUUAUUUAAUGUUUGACAAGCCAUGCCACCUAAUAGGAAAAAUAUACAGAGUCCAGUUUUACGGAACCACAUAUUUUUUUUACUUAUUUUCAAAAGGGCCUUAUAUAAGUUCAUACAAUCAUAAUUUUUAAGGAUGCGAUCAUAAGUUAAUAAACUCCAAAUAAACUGAUAUUGGUUUAACAAUAUUGCAUUUAUUUUGUUGAUAAAUGUGUGCUGAGAGCAAUGUAUUGCUUGUGGUAUCAUCACAUUAUUUUGAUGAGACUACAUGCAACAGGCAAGUUUUGCCAAUGAUACUAACUUUUAAGGUAACUUCAAUAUACUAUGUAUUAACUCUUGCCAUUAAAAAUGUAUUUUAAAAUUUAAGGUAUGAAAAUAAAGAUGAAGCAUGAUGACAUAAUUUGUU